This is a messenger RNA of Rangifer tarandus platyrhynchus (Svalbard reindeer), 408 nucleotides long. The record is from the annotation of a GenBank genome assembly. NCBI's taxonomy places the organism in Eukaryota, Metazoa, Chordata, Mammalia, Artiodactyla, Cervidae.
AUGCUCUCCCCGCACCCAAGGGUGCGGGCAUUAGUCAACCUUCAGAAGUCAGUGUUAUUUAUAAAGCUGCUACUGCUGCUUCUAGCAUAUGAGAGCAUCUUACAGGCAUUAAUUAAGGAAGGUUCCCAAAAGCCCGGGAGGGAAGGGAGGAGGGGCCUGGGGUCAACAGGGACCAGUUCCCCAGCUGGGGCCCUUCCUGUGUUUCCCUGUAGCUUCUCAGUCUCCUCAGGACGUACACAUAUGCACACACAUGCACACAUGUGCACGCACAAGUACACACAUGCACGUGCACACACAUGCCACAAACAUGCCCACCAUGUUUGCGUGCAUGCCCAUCAACCCACUGGCAUCCUUCCUAACUGCCCAUCCUACCCUUGGCUGAAUCUCCUGCGCCUCCCCGAGCAGUGA